This is a messenger RNA of Hemiscyllium ocellatum (epaulette shark), 3358 nucleotides long. RefSeq names its product protocadherin-8-like. Lineage: Eukaryota; Metazoa; Chordata; Chondrichthyes; Orectolobiformes; Hemiscylliidae. Gene Ontology annotation, biological process: homophilic cell-cell adhesion. Gene Ontology annotation, cellular component: plasma membrane. The record is from RefSeq and is a predicted model, not a curated record. Bases 142 to 3213 code for a protein of 1023 amino acids. The transcript has 4 exons. Gene Ontology annotation, molecular function: calcium ion binding.
UUCUCAAAGUCUGAAGUUCGCUUGAUACUUUGAGGCGCGCAACUUGAGUGUUUCAAGUGCACGCACGACAUUAAAGACAUUCUCUGACUGUCACUUUGAGUUGGGGCGUAAGAAAAGCAAGUGAACAAAGUAACAGAGAAUAUGAGCGGUGGGAGCGGUAGAGUCAGGGUUGCUGUGCCGGUGUGCAGUCCCUCCAGGGAGCCCCGCUGCCUGCUCCUUCUCCUCCUUCUCGCCCCGAUCCUGAGCGAGUGUAAGACGGUCAGAUAUUCCACGUACGAGGAGCAAGAGGCCGGCACGGUGAUCGGGAACCUGGCCGCCGACCUGCAGCUGGAGGCGGCCGGCGGGGCUGAGAGCGGCUUCCGCCUGAUGCCCGAGUGUAACGGCUCGGUGCCGCUGACGGUCAGGGUGACGGUGAGGGAGAGGGACGGUGAGCUGACGGUGGCGAGCCGCAUUGACCGGGAGCAGCUUUGCGGUCAGCAGGAACCGUGCCUGCUGCUGCUGGAUGUGGUCAGCUUCUCCCGGGACAGGUUCCUGCUGAUCCACGUGGAGAUCCAAGUGCUGGACAUUAAUGACCAUUGGCCCGAGUUCCCCCACAGCCACAUCGAGCUGGAAAUCUCCGAGAGCUCGGCCCCGGGCACACGGCUCCCUCUGCCCGCCGCUCGGGACGCCGACACCGGCUCGCACUCGGUGCGGGGCUACGAGCUCUCGGUGAACGGUCACCUGGAGCUGGAGCUGCCGCCCGGGGCCGGGCCCGGGGCCGGGGAGCAGCCGCUCCCGCUGCUGGUCCUGGUGAAGCCCCUGGACCGGGAGACCCAGGACGAGCUGAAGCUGCAGCUCCGAGCCCGGGACGGGGGCGAGCCGCCUCGGAGCGGGGACGCGCGGCUCACCGUGCGCGUCCUCGACGACAACGACAACGCUCCGGCCUUCGAGAGCGGCUCCUUGGAGCUGGAGCUGCCGGAGGACACGGCCCCGGGCUCGGUGCUGCUACAACUCGAGGCCCGGGACCCGGACCAAGGCGCGAACGGCGAGCUCCGGUACAGCUUCAGCCCGAGGCUCGAGGCCGCGGCUCGCCGCCUCUUCCGCCUGGAGCCGCGCUCCGGCCGCCUCAGCCUGCACGCGCCGCUCGACCACGAGGCGCGCGACCGCUUCGAGCUGGAGGUGGAGGCGCGCGACCUGGGCGCCCGGCCGCGCGCCUCGAGCUGCCGGGUGACGGUGCGCGUGCUGGACGUCAACGACAACGCGCCGGAGAUCCGCGUGAGCGCGCUGUGGCCGGGGCUGGCGGGCACGAGCACGGGCACGGGCACGAGCGAGGCGGCGGCGGCCUCGGGCCUGGCGUCCAUCACCGAGGCGGCGGAGCCGGGCAGCUUCGUGGCGCUGGUGAGUGUGUGGGACCGGGACUCCGGAGCUAACGGCCGCCUCUCGGUGUCACUGCUCGGGCCCCGGCAGCUCGAGCUGAGAGCGGCCUACGGCAACAACCACCACAUGAUCCUCACGGCGGAGCGGCUCGACCGGGAGCGGCACAGCGACUAUAACGUGACGCUGGUGGCCGAGGACCAGGGCCCGGAGCCCCGCCGCACCGUGCGGCCCUUCACCGUCACCGUCACCGAUGUGAACGACAACGCGCCCGCCUUCCCCCGCUCCGUCUACCGCCUGUCGCUGGCGGAGAACAACCCGCCCGGGGCCCAGCUCGGUACCGUCCGGGCCCGUGACCCUGACCUGGGCGUGAACGGCCGCCUGACCUACCGCCUGCUGCAGCAGCGGGAGCCGGGGCCGGGGCCUGGGCCUGGGCGGGGGCCCGGGCCGGAGCCGGGGCCUGGCCUGCAGCCUCCUGCCGUCGCUGUGGAGCCUCACAGCGGCUCCCUGUUGGCGCUGCGGCCCCUGGACCGUGAGGAGCUGCCCGAGCUCGAGCUGCUGCUGCAGGCGACAGACGGCGGUUCCCCGCCGCUCAGCGGCUCCACCACCGUCCGCCUGGUCAUCACCGACCGGAACGACAACGCGCCGCUCAUCACUCACCCCCCGGGCCCGCUCCCGGCCCCGGGCCCGGGCCCGGCUCCUCCCGGGAACCGCUCCGCCGCCGCCGCCUCCGCCGCCAAGAUGGCGCUGCCCGGGGGCGCGCCCCGCGGUUACCUGGCGGCGCGCGUGCGGGCCCAGGACCCGGACGAGGGGCCGAACGGCCGCCUCAGUUACCGGAUCGUGAGCGGGGAGCCGCCCGGGCUGUUCACCAUCCGCUCGGACACCGGGGAGGUGUACCUGGGCCGCCCGCUGCCGCCCCCCGUGUCCCCCGGGCCCGGGGCCGGGGCCCUCCGCCUGGUGGUGGCGGUCAGUGACGGCGGCCUGCCCUCCCUGUCCUCCACCGUCACCCUGAGCUUCACGGUGGGGCCCGAGCCGCCCCCCGAGGCUCCGGCCGCCGCCGCCGCCUCCCCGGGCCCGGGACAGCGGAGCUGGGACACCUCCUUCACCGUGAUCGCGGUGCUGGCCGCCGGCUGCGUGGCCUUGCUGCUGGCCAUCGUCGGGAUCGCCUCCAGCUGCGGCACCGGCGGCAAGACCGGCCGGGAGGGAGACGCUGCGGCGGCGGCGGGCGGAGACAAGGCGAAUGGUUACCCGCCGGGGGAGAGCGGCAGAGCAGCGGAGCCGGAGUGUUUCCACUCUAUUCCUGACUUUGCUAAUCCGGCUCUUCACCCAGUCGCAAUCUGGCAAGGAAAGCACUUUACUUUGGAUAAAAGUGAACUUGCACAUCAAACCCAGGACAGGUUCAGUGGGAAGGACAGUGGGAAAGGAGACAGCGAUUUUAAUGACAGUGACUCUGAUAUCAGUGGUGUUGGUCUGAGUAAAAGGAGUGCUCUCAGUCAGAAGCACAAUGGUUUAUGGUCCUGUACCAAUGAGUGCAAGAUACUUGGCCAUUCAGAUCGCUGCUGGAGUCCAUCUUCUCGAGGGCCAAGUAUUUACCGUUCCACAACUACUACUCAGCACCUUACCUCUUUGGGGAAAAGCACGUCACUCCCUCGAGAUUUACUCCGCAAAGAUACAUACUAUCAAGCACUUUUGCCAAAAACAGCAGGCCUACAAAGUGUAUAUCAGAAGAUCACUUGUGAUGAAUCUGAAACCACAAACUCUGUUAUUGUACCACUCUAUCAUUCUGUGGGAUCAAAAAGUCACAUUCCACCAACUAAUAUCUCAUCGAUCAAUGUAUCCAGCGUGCAUUCUCAGAUCUAAGCAGAUACCAGAAUAGGUUUACGAACUUUGAAAUGUUGUAAUAAAUCAAUUUAUUCAUCCUGUAUAUAAAAGCAACAGUUUAUUUUUAUAUUGAUUCCAUGUGAAAAUUUCAUUCACAUGGAAGGUGUAAAUAUCAAAUACAGAA